Messenger RNA from Poecilia latipinna (sailfin molly), 1634 nucleotides. RefSeq names its product CLIP-associating protein 1-like. Gene Ontology annotation, cellular component: spindle microtubule; kinetochore; microtubule organizing center. The transcript is spliced from 10 exons. Gene Ontology annotation, biological process: mitotic spindle assembly; establishment of mitotic spindle localization. The record is from RefSeq and is a predicted model, not a curated record. Lineage: Eukaryota; Metazoa; Chordata; Actinopteri; Cyprinodontiformes; Poeciliidae. Bases 466 to 1521 code for a protein of 351 amino acids. Gene Ontology annotation, molecular function: microtubule binding; kinetochore binding.
GCAGUCCUGCCCUGGCCGCCAGGUGUCGCCAGCGUUCGCGCUCCCGAGCGACCGCUUCUCCAUGCGACAGUUUUCCAAGUGCCAACAUCAUCUCUGGAUGGACUGCGCAUGCGCACGACGAUCCCCAUUCUUGUCCUUCAGGCAGCAUUCCUGCUGGAGAGUGUUGAUAGAAAGGCAGAAAGAGGAGCGGUUUGAGGCCGCGGACUGAAGCUUUCCCCCCGAGCGGAGAGCGGGCGGCCCGGAGAGUCUGCGGCGGGAAAUGGACAACGCUGGACAGUGGCAGGAAGAAGACAUGGAUCCUUGAUCCAGCGACCCGCCCCCCACCAGAACCAGCCGCCCCCCAGCUGCUGUCCACACAUGCUGCAUUGCUGCCGCUCCCAGGUCCCCGCUGCGUCCGUCCCUCUAGAGUGAGCUACCGGCUGUUCCUCGGGUCCGUGACCCGGUCCGGUCAGAACCGGCGCGCCGAUGGAGCCCAGCAUGGAGAGCUGCUUGGCGCAGGUCCUGCAGAAGGAUGUGGGCCGGCGGCUGCAGGUGGGACAGGAAGUCAUCGACUACAUCCUGGACAGGGACAAGUCCCCUGACCUGGAGCAGGACCAGACGGCGCUGGACAAGAUGGUGGACGCCAUCGCCAGUUCCUGGGUCAACUCCAGCAACUUCAAGGUGAACCUGCUGGGCCUGGACCUCCUGUCGGCUCUGGUGACCCGGCUCCAGGACCGGUUCAGAACCCAUAUCGGAACGGUUCUGCCAAGCCUGAUGGACCGGCUGGGAGAUGCCAGGGACCAGGUGAGGGAGCAGGACCAGGUUCUGUUGCUGAAGAUCAUGGAGCAGGCCGCCUCCCCUCAGUAUGUCUGGGACCGAAUGCUGGGAGGCUUCAAGCAUAAGAACAACCGGACCAGAGAGGGAGUGUGCCUCUGUCUCAUCGCCACGCUGAACACGUCCGGAGCCCAAGGCCUGACGCUGAGCAAGAUCGUCCCGCACAUCUGCAGCCUGCUGGGAGACCCCACGGCCCAGGUCCGGGAUGGCGCCAUGAGCUGCCUGGUGGAGAUCUACCGCCAUGUUGGGGAGCGGGUGAGGCUGGACCUCAGCAAGAAGGGCCUUCCCCAGUCACGGUUGAACGUCAUCUUCAGCAGGUUUGAUGAAGUCCAGAGAUCCGGGAACAUGAUGCCGUCUUCUGGUUCUGAUAAAAACUUUGAGGAUGAAGACUCUGUGGACGGAGGCCGGUCCUCUUCAUCGUCCUCCUCCAAGGCGCCUCCUAGUGGACGGAGGGCGGUGGUGAGCUCUGUGAGAAGACCCAGCUCUGCUUCGUCCACCAAGUCCACAGGAAAGGAGGCGGCUGCUGGAGCCGUUGAUGAAAACGACUUUGUGAAGGCGUUUGAGGACGUCCCGUCAGUCCAGGUGCGUCCAGUUCUGAUCGUCUCCAUGAUAAGUCCCCCAACUGGACCUGAAAUUGUUCCAGAAAUUAUGGAACAGUUUAUUAACAAUAAAAGAUCACUUUGCUGUUUGAAGACCAUUUGCUACUAACAUAAUGAUAACUGCAAUAAUGCAAGUCAAUCGUCUCAUAGGUGAGGGAAACCUCAGGUGUGAUGUCAUCUGAUGUUGACAGGGAUGUAAAUAAACAGGAAGUAGCGGCUGCU